This is a messenger RNA of Lachancea fermentati, 654 nucleotides long. NCBI's taxonomy places the organism in Eukaryota, Fungi, Ascomycota, Saccharomycetes, Saccharomycetales, Saccharomycetaceae. The record is from the annotation of a GenBank genome assembly.
AUGUCAAACCUGGAGUCGGCAAGAGUUUACGAAAUCGUAGUAGAAAAUGUCAUCAAUGAGGUAAGGGAAGAUUUUGAAAGUGCAGGCAUCGAUGAGCAAACACUUCAAGAUUUAAAAGCCGUAUGGCAAUCUAAGCUGUCCGAUAGUCGGGUGGCAAAAUUCAUGUGGGAUCCGGAAGAGGAAUCUGCAGUGCAGGCGCAGAUGCGCAAUUCGGCGAUAGGUCACGAUAUAAUGGAUUCGCAGGGUCUGUCUCUGCCAAGUCUCUCUCCUGCCGACGGCAAGAGUGAAUUAGGACAACAUCAAAGCCCUAUGACUCAAAAAAAAUACGAAGAACAUCCGAAACAAGAGAUAGAGCUGAGCAUGGACGAUCCAGAUGGGCAAAUUGCUGAACAGCUGAAAUUACAAGCCAAGCAGGCCAAAAAGAGUGCACUUUUGGAAACAGAUGAGAUUAACUCAGAUUUAGAUGAUUCUGAAGAUGAUUAUCUAAAUUCAUCCGGCGAAGAUGAAGGUCAGGAUGAGAACAUAGUUUUGUGUCUAUACGAAAAGGUGCUGAGAGUCAAGAACAAGUGGAAAUGUAAUCUAAAAGAUGGUCUGGCGACCAUCAAUCAUAAAGACUAUGCCUUUCAGAGGGCACAAGGUGAAACAGAAUGGUAA